AUGAUGUUGGCAGCAGAUAACAAAUCAGCAACAACACAAACGCCUGAGGUGGCGGCACCUUCAGGGAGAAAGAGAAGGAAAUAUGAAAAAGUUGAUAGAUUACAUUUCUUCUCCUUAGGUACGACAACACCAACAACUACAACUACACCAGUACCAUCUACACGUGAUCCAUCCCCUAAAGUAUCAAUCUUGGACACUGACAAUAAAAGCACAUCACCAGAAUUAAAUAGUCAGAAAAUUAAUACCAGUGGUGAUAAUGAUUCAAUAACUCAAGAAAUAACACAAUUAAGUGAUCCCAUUAAAAAAAUUUCAACGAUAAAGCAAAAUCAAAAAGUGUUGAAUUCUCAUACGCAAAGUCGUAAAAUCAACCAAGAAGAUGCACUUAAUAGUUUGGGUGAUUCGAAUUUAUCAUCAUCAACUGAUCAAUUAGCAAGGAAAUCUAAACCAGAUUCCAAUUCACAAAAAUCUGGUUCAAAUUCUGGUUCAAAUUCUCCAUCAAUUAAUAAUAAGGAAGAAGGACAAGACGAUGAAGAAAUCACACAAAUUGGAUCAAAACGUAAGAAUAAAGAUGAAACUACUAAUGAUGAUCAAAAACCAUUUAAAAUUCCAAAAUUUACACCAAAAGUAUCAUUAGUAGAUGCAGUUUUAAAAGUUCAAGAAUUGAAUAAAUCAUCAAAUUUAGAUUUGGAAUCUGAAUUUGAAAUUAAUGAAAAUUUACAAAAUUUGGCAAUUGUGGAAAUUGUUGAUUUAGUUAAUCCUAGAAAUCGUCGUAAUAAAAAUAAGAGUGUUGAUGAUGAUACUGAAUCGAGAUAUGCUGGAAGGAAAAAUUUCAAGAAAUUUAAAAAGAAUAAAAAACUAUCAUCAAAUAACAAUAAUAAUAAUCGAAGAAGAAUUGGGCUAUAUACUGUUGAAGAUAAUUCAAACGAAGAUGAAGAUGACGAGGAUGAGGAACAGAAUGAUACAACUAGAGAUGAGAACCAUUAUAAAGGUUAUUUUUAG
Messenger RNA from Candida albicans SC5314, 999 nucleotides. RefSeq lists its product as uncharacterized. The record is from RefSeq and is a predicted model, not a curated record. NCBI's taxonomy places the organism in Eukaryota, Fungi, Ascomycota, Pichiomycetes, Serinales, Debaryomycetaceae. The transcript has a single exon. The coding region runs from base 1 to 999 and encodes 332 amino acids.